This is a messenger RNA of Cydia strobilella, 5544 nucleotides long. RefSeq names its product sodium-independent sulfate anion transporter-like (gene Esp). Bases 12 to 1937 code for a protein of 641 amino acids. The transcript has 7 exons. NCBI's taxonomy places the organism in Eukaryota, Metazoa, Arthropoda, Insecta, Lepidoptera, Tortricidae. Gene Ontology annotation, cellular component: plasma membrane. Gene Ontology annotation, molecular function: sulfate transmembrane transporter activity. Gene Ontology annotation, biological process: transmembrane transport. The record is from RefSeq and is a predicted model, not a curated record.
CCAUUACUUAUAUGCUGCCUGUCUGUUCCAGGAUGAUCCCGCGACGCAAACACAACGCCUCCUCGGGCUCGCUGCCCGCGCCCGACGACAAGACCGCCAGCAACGACUACAUACUGCACGCGGGGUCCGAGAAGUGCUCGGGCGGCUGGCGCGCCGCCGUGCGCCGGCGCCUCAACCGCAAGACGCUGCACAAGCGCGUGCCCGUGACGCGCUGGCUGCCGCACUACUCCUCCCAGGACGCGCUCGGCGACCUCAUCGCCGGCAUCACCGUCGGCCUCACCGUCAUCCCGCAGUCGCUGGCCUACUCCAACAUCGCCGGCCUGCCGCCGCAGCACGGCCUCUACGGCUCGUUCGUGGGCUGCUUCGUGUACAUCGUGCUGGGCGGCUGCCGCGCCGUGCCGGCCGGGCCCACCGCCAUCGCGUCGCUGCUCACGUGGCAGGUGGCGGGUGGCGUCACCGAGAAGGCGAUCCUGCUGUGCAUGCUGUCGGGGCUCGUGGAGCUGCUGAUGGGCGUGCUGGGGCUCGGCUUCCUGAUCGACUUCGUGUCGGGCCCGGUGUCGUCGGGCUUCACGUCGGCCGUGGCGCUGAUGAUCGCCACCAGCCAGGUCAAAGACCUGUUCGCGAUCAGCGUGACGGGCACCACGUUCCUGCAGCAGUGGAUCUCGGUGUUCCGGAACCUGCACGGCGCCGCGCUCUGGGACCCCAUCCUCGGCUUCAUCUGCAUCGCGCUGUUGCUCUUUAUGCGGCGCAUCGGCAUGGUGCAGCUGGGAGGCUCGGCGCCGAACGCGCGGCAGCGCUGGGUGACGCGCUGCUGCUGGCUGCUGGGCACGUGCCGCAACGCCGUGGUCGUGGUGGCGUCGGGCGCGCUCGGCUUCUGGUUCGUGUCCGCGCACGGCGCCGCGCCCGUACGCCUCAUGGGCUCGAUCCCGUCCGGCGUGCCGGUGCCGGCGCUGCCGCCGACGAGCUACGUGCGCGCCGACAACUCCACCGCCGACUUCCUCGAGAUGAUCUCGGAGAUGGGGUCCGGCAUCAUCGUGAUCCCGCUCAUCGUGCUGCUGGAGGACAUCGCCAUCUGCAAGGUGUUCUCGGACGGCAAGACCAUCGACGCCACGCAGGAGAUGAUCGCCAUCGGCACGUCCAACAUCGCCAACUCGUUCAUGGGCGCGUACCCGGGCGGCGGCUCGCUCGCGCGCUCCGUCGUCUCCAACGGCUCCGGCGCGCGCACCACCGCCAACGGCAUCUACACGGGCAUCAUGGUGAUCCUGGCGCUGCAGUUCUUCACGCAGUACUUCGAGUUCAUCCCGAAGGCGGCGCUGGCGGCCGUCAUCAUCUCCGCUAUCGUCUUCAUGGUGGAGUACCACGUCGUCAAGCCCAUGUGGAGAGCUAAAAAGCUGGACCUGAUCCCGGGCAUCGGCACGUUCGUGCUGUGCCUGACGCUGCCGGUGGAGAUGGGCAUCCUCAUCGGCGUCAUCGUCAACAUCAUCUUCAUCCUCUACCACGCCGCGCGCCCCAAGUUCUCCGUCGAGAUGCUGAAGUCGGAGCGCGGCGUGGAGUACCUGAUGAUCACGCCGGACCGCUGCCUGAUGUUCCCGUCCGUGGACUACGUGAAGAAGCUGGUGACCAAGUGCGCGGGGGCCGGUUCCUGCGAGGCCGCGCUCGGGCCCCUCCCCGUGGUGCUCGAGUGCACGCACAUCUACAGCGCCGACUUCACCGCCGCCAAGUCCAUCCAGCAGCUGACGGCCGACUUCCACGAGCGCCGGCAGCCGCUCUACUUCUACAACGUGAAGCCGUCGGUGUGCUCGCUGUUCGAGGCCGUGGCCAAGCCGGAGCACUUCGUCACGUUCUACGAGGACGAGGAGCUGGACCGCCUGCUGGCCGCCGACGAGCGUCUGCAGCCGCGCAAGUCGCUACCCCCCGUCCGCCCGGGCCCCGCGUAGCCCGUGUCCGUGCCCGUGUCCGUGCCCGUGUCCGUGCCCGUGCCCGCGCCCGCGCCCGCGCCGUACUCGGCUAAUGACUAUAUUUUUGAGAUUAAAUUGACAUAUGUGAGUGCUAUUUAGACGCGGAGACAUAUAUUGUUACUAAAAUUUUUAAUUAUUUAGAUGUUGUAAAUACGAUUCCUAGAGUGAGCUCCGAACCGAUCGACGCGUGAUAGCGUCGAUGUAAAAUCGCGCGCCCGCGGCGCGGGCCCGGCCCGCCCCGCGGGGCGACAGACUAGACUAGUAGAGACUAUAUUCGUAGCUAUAUAUAUUUUGUUAGAAGUGUUGAGGCGGAGGAGUCCGGGGCCGGCCGACGGACGAGGUCGCCGGUCGGCCCCGGACCCGGACCGGACUGAUCGUACUUAGACGGUAACGCGCCUGGCGCCCCGUUGUGAUUCUAGCUCGUAACUGAUGCGAGUCUCGUUCUAUCAUAAAUAUUUAAAUAAAUUUACGUAGCGACCGCCGGCUUUAAAGAAUCCGCAGAUAUUUGCUAGUUCGUUUUUACCGCUUAUGAAUACCGUGAAUAUCUACGCGGCACGUAUUUGAGAGUUUGCAAAGUGACUACGGUGCGGGUCCGGAUUCUAAGCGGACCGACAAAUGAUGCAUUUUCCAUAUUUAGUGUCGCUAUAUUGCCGGAAUGUGGUGCUUUGCAGCUGGAGGUCGCUAAAUCUCCUCUAUUUACUAUCGUCGUAUGCACCGCACGUACACGUAGUGCGGCCUCGAAGCAUAUUAAGAUACCUACGUAAAAUAUAAGACCGAUUCCUAAGUUAACGUUACGUAUCUAAAUACCUACGGCUCGUGUGAUCAUUGUAGCGGAGGUUCGCCCGCAGCGCUCCGAGGAGACUCGAGUGCCGCGCGUACUCGCAUUCUAAAAUUUGUCUUUUAACUGAAUACACCUUUAGGAAACUUUAAGUAUUAAGAGGCCGGUGUCGAUUUUAGUCGCAAAAAUGUAAAAUUGAUAGAUUUAGUCGGUGAAAUUGUACACCUUUUAUUACCUAAUUGAAAUAACAAGUACUGGUUUCUAUUAGCACGUCUUCUUAUCUUACCUUUUAUCAGAUCAAUUUUUUGAAAACAGACUCACUAAAUUAGUAAUGUUUGCUUUUCUGAUGGACGUUUAGGUAAACGCGCGUAAAGCACUGAUUUUGUCGCUCUUAUUUGUAAAUUUCGUAAAGUUUGGACGGCUAAACAUAGUAAUUUUGUAUUACACAUAUCCUGUACUUGACGUUUAUCAGACUACAUUUUUAUUAUUAUGACUUUGAAGUAGUGUAAAUGAAUGUUAGACGAAAUCAAUUUUCUCCAGAAAUUACUUCAAAACAAGUGACAAUUUCUCUGAAAAUCGACUUAAUUUCAACGUAAUUCUGAUACUUAAACAAUCUACAACAUUUGCUGAAACUAUUCGUAUACAUCAAUUUGUAUAAUUUACCACCAUAAAUUUUUGAUGAAUUUUUAAAAACUGCCCCUUCUUUUCAUAUAUUACCGGUGACGCACGCUCGCGACCUCAUUAUUAAAAGGCAAGAUGAGAAGACGUGCUAAUAGAAUCCAAUACUUGUUAUUUAGAUAUUACGUAACAAAACGUGUAUAAUUUCAACGACUAAAUCUAUCAAUUUAAAAUAUUUGCUCCAAAAUCGACUACGGCCUCUUAAGGAAUCUAAAAUUACAUUUUUAAUACAGUGCUCAAAAAGUGCUACUUUACGUAGCUGUUUAGCGUUUGCAAAGUUGGUUUUUACGUUUUUACUUUUCCAGCUUUUUUAAAUUUAAUUCUGACCGGAAUCGAUCGAAGAGUUUGGAUGUUCAAAAACUUAAUAUAUUUUGUCAUUAGACAUUUAUUACGUACAAAAAGUAUUGUUACACGAUAUAAAGUCAAUAUUUAUUUGUUAUAAAAUACGAUAUAUUUUAAUAAAAUACUUGUUUUUUGUAUUUGGCUGAAUGGAACUAUCAUUGUCACGUUGGCUGUCGUUAACAUAAAAAAUUAAGAUAUAAAACCGGCGCCCGCUACUUUCACUUAAAAUUUAGUAUAAAAAUAAUUGCUAAUAAUAAUAAUAACUGCAACUGUAAGAGCGUUUUUGUAUGAAAUGAGUUAAUGUGAUCAAUAUGGGCAAUGUAAAUCAACGCUGAACGUAGUUUAAAAAGCUGAAUAAUGUAUAAUAUACAAUAUCGUUCAAGGGAAAAAUCGUAACUGUAAGUGCAAUGCUCAUGUAAACAAUAUUUGUUUUAUUGUGAUAUUUUAGCAAAUGUAUUAAAAAACGUCAUUCAAUGUACGUGUGAACGAGAUGUCGUAUAUUCGCUUACGACUCAUAAAAGACAUCUCGGGACUCGUAAAUAAUAACACACUUUCCACACUUGCAUUGAAAUGUACCUACUAUUUUAGAGUUCCACUUUCAUGUAUGUAUUUAAUUUUGUAAACGAAAUUUUUAUGUAAUUAUCUGUGGCUUUACUUUCCGUACAUAUUUUUAAUAUAGUAAACAUAAACACAGUUACAUCAGGUAAGGUGCCCACUGAUUAUCAGUCCGCCGGACGAUAUCAACCUGUCAGUUAGAACAAAAAUUUGCCAGUCCUGAACAACUGACAGGCCGAUAUCGUCCGGCGGACUGGUAAUCAGUGGGCCUCUUUACAGUUUUAACCAGUCCACCCCAAAUCAAGUUAAUCGUGAUUAACAAAGGCUACUUUGUCCCAUAAUAGUUGACUGGUCAUUAAAAGAUUAAUUUGUCUAAGUAUAAUAUAAUUAAUUAAGGACAACUUUGAGUUGAAUGGGAAUAUUACGCGGUACGUCGAGCUGUGACGUCGCAUCGUUGGCGCGGCGUAGACGUACUUACAAAUUCGUUAAAUGAUAUCGUAACUUAAAUUAUUUAUUUUGUAGAUAAAUAAAGUACAACUUAGGAUUUAAUGUUAAUAGUGUAAAGUUAAGUUGUAAAGCUUUAAGCGGCCUACAGAGGGCAUCGCCGGCCCCGCGCCGCCCCUCUCCCGUCCUCUGGCCCCAUCCCCUCAUCCUCCAUCCCUGCACCCCCUCCCCUUAUCCUCCAUCCCUGCACCCCCUCCCCUCAUCCUCCACCCCCGCAACCUCUCAUCCUCCACCCCUCAGCAGCAGCUUCGGAAAGGACUCCGACUGACAGGCGCCGGACCAUUACAACAAAACUAUAUCUACAAGUACCUGUAUAGUAAAGUACCUACUCGUAUAGAAUAAAUACCAGAUGGGAACUAUUUUCUAAACCGAUUUAUGUAUUGUAAAAGACAGUGAAGGAUAAUUAUUUAUUAUAUACCUAAUAAAUGGAUAAAAUCGUAUAAACUGAUUGAUAUUUACGAUUAAUAUUUUGCAAUGAUUUAAAUAAAUAAGUGAAAGUGAUGUUAAUAUUAUUGUGAUAAGAGACGCCAUUGACGCCCCCUCUCCCGACCUGCAACCUCCUCCGUUCUCCUCCCCCUUCCCCCACACCCCCCACACCCCCCUCACCCCCCUCACCCUGGCUGUGGGUGCGACGUCGGCGCCGCCCGAGGAGCGCGCCUAGCGCGCGGGAUAGUAUAAUGUUGUGUUCUAAGAACAAAUUAAUAAACUCUAUGAGGGUUACAAACUUAA